AUGAUUCACCCGGACCCGGAUUCAUCGGAUAUCCCUGAUGUGGCUCAAGCCAACACCCCACCAUCUCGGAUUAUCAGUCUCUCCUGCUUCCGGCAAUGGCUCCUCAAAAUCUCUCGGUUUUGGUCAGCAGCUCAUUUGAGCUAUCGCGGAGGGAAAUACUCAAUCGAGCGGCUUCUCGCUCUGGACGAAUACACACGAGAGCAUUCACUACUGCAUGCGCUAACUGUGUGCGUCGCAUCAUUUCUGCCAGCCGAGAUUUUUAUCAUUUCGCAGGAGGCUGUGCCUCUCCAAGACCCCGCACUCGGAUGGCGAGCGAACUACGGGUUCUGGGUCCGAGCAGCUAUCGUGAUAGGCGCUGUGCUCUACACUGUCACGGUCCAAGCCAAAUAUUUCCUCAAGGGCUUUGUCAUCUCUCGGUGGCAGCUUUUCGUGCUGUUGACGUGCGUUGUCAUCGUCCAAAUGAUAUUCGCGGUGACUUUUGCGGCCAACGUCUGGUUCCCGAUCCCGUUCACUGUGAUCACGUUGGUACCAGCUUUCUAUGUGGUUUCGGCCACGUUCAUUUGUCUAGUAGCUGGGGUGACGGUCGUCCGAUCUGUGCUGAAAGAUACUGCUCGCCUGCUUCGAUUUGGCAGCUUCAUCGCUGCUCAGCAACUGUUGGCCCUAAUUUACCCCGCUUACCAGGUUUUGUUUCAAGCUGCAAACAACACAAAGUACGAGCUUCCCGUGAUUCUUCUGCUUCCGAUCAUCAAGCUCGCCGUGAAGAAUAUAGCGUUGCGGUGCGUGACUCAUUUGGAAGACAUGAUGCCCGAGGCGAUCAUCUUCACGGUGGAUUUUUUCAACGCGUUGUACAUGGCUACGUGUAUGGAAAGCGCGACGACGACGUCGACGGUCAUUGUCAUCGUUUUCAUCGACACCGCUCAGUCCGCUACAGUUUUGUUCCGCCUGCACCAGGGGACGGCGACAAUUUUGAAUACGUUGAAUCAAACGACUACACCUUGUCAUAGUGCUGCCAGCUUACUCAGCGGAACUUCUCAACUCUGUCGAAGUGUGGAUGGCUUCGAAAAGCAGAAUCGGCAACGAAUACGAAUUCGCUCGUGCCUUUUUCACAAUAUUUCGACUGAGGCCCGCCAACUUCUCGACCGGCUGGAAAGAAUUUCUCUACAAGUGCAUCGCCGAUCGUCUGCCCCGACCAAACGAGUGGGGAUUAAGAGCACCGUCAUAUUCGAAAAGCGGCGCAAAAUCAGCAAAGGGGCGACCUGGGCUCAUCGAAAUGUUGUUUUACCAAGCCAGCUAAAUAACAAGUCGCCAAGAGAACCGACUGCACCAGAAUGUCCCGUUACAGCAAGAAGCAGCGCAAUUCUGAAUUCGCGAAUGCUUCAAGAAGCUCUUGAAGUCUUUUUCACAACCGAGUGCCUCCUGCUCAGCGCAUUUCUCGACGCAUUCGUUCCGCUGUUCUAUGGGAUUUUCAUGUUUGUCAUGGUCCACCUACAGAGCGCCCAGUACCAUUCCGAGCUCGUUGGAGUCACGGCUGAGACGAUUAGGGACGUGGUUGACUCCAUCUUUGUGUUCUCGAGUGUGGAGCUGGUUGCGUUUGGAUUGCUGUCAGCGCUCAUAUACCGGAACCUCGGGAUCAACGCGCUGUACCACCUGGCGUUUGUUCUUGAAACACAAACGGAGCUGAUCCAGAGCAAGUUGCUGGCUUGGGUGACGAUGACGCUGGCAUUCCGUGUGGUGCACUUUGGUACGUUAUUCAUGAUAAAGAGUGCGGAGAGAAAUGAGCCUGCUUUUUUUCAUUAA
Messenger RNA from Phytophthora sojae, 1797 nucleotides. RefSeq lists its product as hypothetical. The record is from RefSeq and is a predicted model, not a curated record. NCBI's taxonomy places the organism in Eukaryota, Oomycota, Peronosporomycetes, Peronosporales, Peronosporaceae. The transcript has a single exon. Bases 1 to 1797 code for a protein of 598 amino acids.